This is a messenger RNA of Prunus armeniaca (apricot), 1857 nucleotides long. Lineage: Eukaryota; Viridiplantae; Streptophyta; Magnoliopsida; Rosales; Rosaceae. The record is from the annotation of a GenBank genome assembly.
AUGGAGGAAGUUCCUAUUCUUGGAAAAGACCUUCCAUUGAUUCUAGGACGUCCAUUCAUGAGAACAGCAAGGACAAAAAUUGAUGUGUAUGAAGGCACUCUCACAAUGGCAUUCGAUGAGGAAACCGUGGAGUUUAAGGUAUUUGAUGCUUUAAAAUAUCCUAAUGAUGAUCAUGCUUGUUUUUCCAUAGAUGUACUUGAGCAAAUGGUACAAGAAACAUUUAAUGCAUCACAAGGAGAGACGCCAUUGGAGAGGGCACUCAUCCAAAGCCCCAAAACUGUGAAUAAAGAAGGGAACACAGUUGUACUUGAAGUUGUGAAUAUGCUUGAGGCCUUGCCUCCCCAAAGAGGUAAGUUUAACUCUAUUUUUGAGCCUCUUCCAUUAUCUACUAAUAAGCUUAUUCCCUCUAUUGUGAAGGCACCACAGGUUGAGCUAAAACCCCUUCCGGAGAACUUGAAAUAUGCAUAUUUAGGUGACGAAAAGACGCUGCCUGUGAUCAUUGCUUCUAAUUUGAGUGCAUCCAAAGAAGACAAAUUAAUUCGAGUUCUAAGAGAGCACAAGACUGCCCUAGGUUGGACCAUUGCAGACAUCAGAGGAAUAAGCCCUGCAAAGUGCAUGCAUAGGAUCCUUUUGGAAGGAGAAUCGAAACCUACAAGGGAAGCCCAAAGGAGGCUGAAUCCGAUGAUGAAAGAAGUCGUUAAGAAGGAAGUUUUGAAGCUUUUGGAUGUGGGAAUUAUAUACCCCAUUUCGGAUAGCAAGUGGGUGAAUCCCAUCCAAGUUGUUCCCAAGAAAUUCGGAAUUACCGUUGUGAAGAAUGAAGACAAUGAGUUGGUGCCUCAAAGAAUUCAAACGGGUUGGAGAGUAUGCAUAGAUUAUAGAAAGCUCAAUACCACGACACCACUUAGGUACCCUCCUCUAAAGAAGGACGCCAAGCCGCGACUGAUUAGGUGGACUCCAUUGCUUCAAGAAUUCAAUUUGGUGAUUAGAGACAGAAAGGGAGUGAAAACAUGUUUCCCCGAUGAGCAACUCCUUACCCUCGAAGCCAAGGACCCUUGGUACGCUGACAUUAUUAAUUAUAAGGUUUCAAAACUGAUUCCAGAGGAUCUCACUCGAGCUCAAAAGGAUAAGCUGGUCAAAACAAGUAAGUAUUAUGUUUGGGAUGAUCCGUACUUAUGGAAAUAUUGUCUAGAUCAGAUUGUUAGAAGGUUUGGGACACCAAGAGCCAUUAUCAGUGAUGGAGGCACUCACUUUUAUAGUAGGUCAUUUGAGGCACUUUUAAAGCGGUAUGGAAUUACACACAGGGUCUCGACACCUUAUCAUCCCCAAACAAGUGGACAAGUGGAGAUUAGUAACCGAGAAAUCAAGCAAAUCUUGGAGAAAACCGUGAGCCCUACAAGAAAGGAUUGGAGCUUGAGACUUAAUGAAGCAUUAUGGGCAUAUAGGACAGCUUACAAAACCCCCAUUGGUAUGUCUCCUUUUCGUUUGGUUUAUGGUAAAGCAUGUCACCUUCCGGUUGAACUUGAACAUAGAGCAUUUUGGGCAAUCAAGAAAUUCAAUUUCGAUAUGAAAGAGGCUAGAGAUGCAAGGCGACUCCAAUUGAAUGAAUUGGAUGAGAGGAGGAAUGAUGCCUAUGAGAGUGCACGGAUUUACAAGGAAAGGACUAAGGCAUUUCACGACAAAGCCAUUCAAAGGAAGACCUUCAAAAUAGGGCAGAAAGUCUUGCUCUUCAAUUCAUGCCUCCGGCUAUUACCAGGUAAGUUACGUUCUAGAUGGUACGGUCCUUUUGUUGUUACUAAUGUUUUCCCUCAUGGUGCAGUUGAGAUUCAAAUGACAAGACUGGAAACAUAUUCAAAGUGA